UACUACUCUAGUUUAACUUCACUUACAUUUUGCCAUUUUUGAAGAUGUAGUACUCUACAAGCUAAACCUCUCAAUUCUGACAAUUAUACACAAGAAGAUAUACCCCAAUUGAAAUUGAUGCUCAAAUUCAAAAUCUUCAUAAAAAAAACCUUCUUGUUCUUCAAUUCUACUUAUCCCAUAUCCCUAAUUAAGUAACUGAUUUAACAAGUCAGGUUUUGUUCAAAAAGAUUGAAGAUGAACGAGUUCCAGCUUCCAAACAAGCCUCACUUUUUCCAGCCUCUCCUUCCUGACUUCCUCACCAAUUUCUCUAUUCCGAAGUCAUUCCUUACGCAAUAUCUACCCGUAAAAGGCCGAGGAUCAGAAGUGAAGAGCAAAGAGUUUGUUGUUUUAAGAAAUAGGAAAUCAGAACAAACUUGGUAUGUUAAAGUUGAUUUGCCAAACUACACUUUCAAAAAAGGUUGGAGGAAGUUUUGUGCAGAUCACAACUUACAAAUUGGUGAUUUCUUGGUGUUUAAACACCAACGUGACAUGGUUUUCGAAGUUUAUGUCUUUGAUCCAAGUGCUUGUGAGCGCGAAUUUCCCGGUUUCGAGGAUGAUUCUAUAGCUAUUCAAGCAACUCCCUUGGCCUCUAGACCUCCAAUUAAUUAUCAUGAUGGAUUGGAGAAGAAGGGAGACGAGGAAGAUCCAAAAGAAAUAUCAACAUUUAAACCAUCUGGUCGCCCAUAUUUCCGAACUCAAGUAAAAAAAGCUGCUCUUGCUAUUGGUUCAAUAUGGGUUCCAAAGAGUUUUGUGUUGCAAGCUGGGCUAGAAAAGAAAACCAGUCCUAUGGUGUUGCUAGAUGAGGAAGGGCAUUCAUGGUCAAUAAGCCUAAAGUACAAUGAGGGGCAAGAUGGUCACUAUAUGUACAAAUGUCCUUCAAUUUAUAAACUUAUGGGCCUGGAUAUUGGCCAGCCCAUAGUUUUUGAGCUUAUUAACUCCAGCGGAUACCUUCUCAUGAAACUUUAUAAGGAGUAGGGUUGUGGAGACGAAGGAUCGUUAGGAAGAUAAAAGUUUGCCUCGGAGGAAGAGAAUCGGAUCGGCGUUAUGGUGUGGUUUUAUUGGCUAGCUAUUAAAGUUUCUGAUUUGUAGCGGGUAUUGUUACAUCGAUGGUUAACCCACUACUAAUAGAAUAUUUUAAAAAUCGUUAACGAUGAUGAGUACGAUUUUUACUACUACUAUUAUUACUCUCUGUUAUUGGUGGCAGUUUACCCAAUGGAUAGACAAAGUUUUUUCCACUUGUAAGUGGGCUCUUUGUAAGACAAACUUCGGAUUAGGUGUAUGUGUAUCAAGUUUACGUCUAGAUGUAUGAGUAUAGACUCUUUAGGGUGUAUGAGGUUUACUUUGUACUCUCAACUUGCUUGUGUCUAACUUUAUAUUAUUUAUGUAGUAUUUAAGUUAUGAACUCAUUUCUCA
This is a messenger RNA of Spinacia oleracea (spinach), 1452 nucleotides long. Its product is annotated as B3 domain-containing protein REM9. The coding region runs from base 235 to 1014 and encodes 259 amino acids. Gene Ontology annotation, molecular function: DNA binding. NCBI's taxonomy places the organism in Eukaryota, Viridiplantae, Streptophyta, Magnoliopsida, Caryophyllales, Amaranthaceae. The transcript has 6 exons. The record is from RefSeq and is a predicted model, not a curated record.